CACUAUUCUUACUUGAUCUAGCAGCGCCUACAAGGGACUCACCACCACCACCACCACCACCACCACUACCACCACCAUCACCACCACCAUCACCCCCACCAUCACCACCACCAUUUUAUCUAGCACCGCCUUCAAGCGAAUCAGCACCAGCACCAGCACCAACAGCUACAGUCCCAGCACCCACGUCACGCCAUUACGAUCUCCAGCUUCAACCAAGCAAACAUCAUCACAAGCACCUCCAAUAGCACCAAAACCCUUUUUUAUGAAAUCAGUAGCACGACAGUUAUCGGCACAAACGGCCAAGCCAUCAGUGGAGUCUCUACCAUCGCCUGAUGAAUCAGUGGUGACACCGCCAUUCGAAGACACACAAGAAGCACCAAACCCACUGGCAACAGCAUCGUCAUCCAAACCACCAACACCACCAACAGCGACUCUACCAACCCACCACCUACACCACCAGCAACACCAGAACCUCCAGCUGAACCAACACAAUGGUUUCCAAUCUCCUGCAAUGACGAUCCAUGAAUUGGAUUCAAUUGACUUGAGUACACUUGUCCCCCAGAGAGGCGUCUGAGUGUCUCUAUAAUAAUCCUCUUAAGUUUGACAUUCUAUGUGGCCUUUCGGACUAAUUAGCAUAUCAGUGGAUCAUAAUGACAAGAUCAAUCUUGCUGUGACAUGUCAAACUUGUCUUAGGAUGUCAGUUAAGUGUAUAGAUAGGUACAACUAGUAUGUCAGUCCUUCGGUCAUGUAAGCUUUCCAAAGUGCAAAGACAACAUAACGGAUGAUGCUCGCUAACGAUAAGUCGGGCCUGGAAAGUUACCUCCCCUGACAAGGAACGACUAAUACGCCGACGUCAGCAACCGGCAGGACUGAAGGAAGGCCACUAUUCUAACCCUGUUCAAGUGGCCGAACCAUUUAGUAAUUACCAAUCAGUGGUAGCCAAGGAGCUGGAAGCCCAAGAUUGGUUUUCAAUUACUUAGCUACAUUGGAUGGUUUGUUCACAUCCUUCUGAGACGGUUACAGUCAGCAAAGACUUGGCAUAUGUGUGCGAGUGAGUCAGUCUAUGUGGCUUGCGAUAAGUGUUCAAUUGUUUGGACAUUAAAAAGGGUUUCACCGUGUAGAAUAUGCCAGGCAUACAUACAUUGAUUUGCUUUUUCAUGAUUGCUGCACUUAAAUCUUCGCUCACUGUUUUUUUUUUUUUUUUGGCUGCUCGUCUCUAUGUGAACAUCUAUAUGAAGAAGUAAACAACACACCUGGAAAUGUAUGUUUGACUGCGUUUUUAUGUGUAUGUUAUUUACACAAUGGAUCAGAGAAGAUGUCUGCAGGAUUUCUCAUCCAAUACUCUAUUUCUCAACCUUACCCAAAACCUAAGACUGUUUCCUUCAAAAACCUUCCUGUCAGCUCAAAUGACAACCGAUGACAACCCAGGACUUAUGCCAGUAAAGAAAAAUGUUAGUAGCAGAUACUCACUUCGCUGUAAGUUUAAAAAGGAAAUAUUUUGUUUGUAAUUUUUCCCAAAAAAGCAAACAACAUUGUUUGGUUUAGUUCCGUGAUUUGACUCGUGUAAGUCAUCGUGAUGACCACGAAGCAGCUGAUCAGGAAAUGUUUCGAGGCUGUCUACACUCAAUCUUUUCCUCAUUUUGCAAAUUAAAACGUCUUGGUGUGUUUGAUUCCGUGGACCAUAAUUUUAAGAUAAUAAAUUUUUGCUGUGUAGAUCAUCCUUCAGAAAUGGUGUGUUUUAAGAGAAUUUACCGAAAAAGAUUCUUCAUUAUUCUGCUUGUGACUAUGUUUGCUCAAUUCCUGAUGAAAGGUGAAUGCCUCUCAUUGGACAUACAGAACGAACUACCAACGUUCACAUUUCUGGAAGGUCCAACGUCAGAAAUUAUCUUCCACGUCAAUAACAUUACCGAUGAAAUUAGACUGUAUGUAUUCAAAGACGGACAAAACAAGAGUUCUUCCUGCAAGCUUCUACUGACACAGACUAAAUGUGAUACACAUGUUGGAUCUUGCCAGUGUGUAGCUACUUCAAAGGAAGGUCGAGUGGAGUUCAUCUUUCAGAAAACAGUUUCGUGUCCAAGACAGCGGCGUGUGGGUCUUUGAAGUAUGGAACACAAACAUCAGUAAACAUGUCAACAUCAAUGUACAAGGAAACACUACGAACACUUCCACGAAAAUACUUCAGAAACUACAAAAAAUUCUGCAGACAAGUUACAUCGCAGAGGUGACUUCGUCUCGAUAGCCAUCAUAGUCAUUGCCGCUCUUAUCAUAGUCAUCGCUGUCUCGUCGAUCAUCGCCGUAUUGUGUGGUCCGCGUUUUCUGAUGAGAAACGUCUGUUGUCUUUUCAUGAAAAGCAGAGGCUUGCGGCAAGGACAGCUUCCCGUUUCAAGUGCUCGAAGUUCACAAAGCUCCGUGUCACGUGACCGACGUCCAGCCGAAGAGGAUGUUUCUCAACAGGAUUCAGACGACGCCCAGAGUUCGAGAGAUGGUUCCUUGAAGGAAGAUGUAGCCUUUGUCAACCAAAAGCACGAUGAGACUGAAGCGGACAUCAUCAAGGAAACCACUACGUCAUCAUCAUCAUCAUCAUCAUCAUCAUCAUCAUCAUCAUCAUCAUCAUCAUCAUCACAACAAACAGUAGAUACGACACCAACACCACCACCAGCACCACGACCUAGGCUAAAGCCACCAUCACCACCGACACUACCACUACAACAAUCACCAAAAGCACCAAAAGCAUCUGUUCCACCACCACCACCAAAACCAACAUCAGAUGAACAACCUAUACCGACAGAAGGACAACAACAAUUAUUACAAGUAUCAAAGCAGUCAGAAAAACCCUCGCCACCUUCACUGCUCGGUCUGGAUCCUCCAUCAAGCGAAUCAUUGCCAGCAUCCGCACCACCGACACCACCACUACCGCCCAAAACACGAGAAUCUCAACCAGCAUCACCGGCAGCCUCAGGGCGACAAAGACCACAAGCAUUGAAACCUUUAAAAUCGUCCACGCUACUACAGCCACUACUUGGUCUGGACCCGCCAGCAAAGGAGUCAGAAACAGCUCCAUCACCACCAGAACUGCCGCCUAAGCUUCUAAAACCUGAACAAUUAUCACUAGAACCUCCUAUAGGACAAUCAGAAGGGAGAUUACUGCAGGAACAGGCAACAACAAUGAAACCUGUUGACCUGAUGUCAAGGGUUAAAGAGUUGUCACCUCCCACAGUACCACCUCGCACUCAAGUAAGUUCACCAGAAACACAGACAACCAGCAAACCCGCUGUAGAGCACAAACCACACCAGGUACCUCUACUGCCGCCACGUGAAUCAACACCAGUGCUACCACGAAGAUCACCAGCACCAGAACCUCCAUUACCAGCACCAACGCCACCCAAACCACCACCAACACCAGGCGCACCAAUCAAACCACCACCACUACCGGUAUCGUCACCUAAAGCAUCACCACCAGCUCCUCCACCAAAGCCACGGGGAGCAAGAGUGUCUCCAGACUGUAAAGAACAAUGGCUGCCACCUCAACUCUAAUGUCUGCUGCAAAGAUCUUAAACUGAAUUUUAAAAAAAAUAAGUGAACGCGAACAACAGUCACUCACGUGACCUUUCCGUGAAAAAAAUAGAAGAAAAAAAUACGACGAAAUGAGAAAAUUUAGCAGCAGCUAUCUCUGACCCUUUUUCUUGUUAAACAAAAUAAUCGUCUUGUU
Pomacea canaliculata is the source of this 3709-nucleotide messenger RNA. Its product is annotated as formin-like protein 14. Bases 2320 to 3534 code for a protein of 404 amino acids. The transcript has 5 exons. Lineage: Eukaryota; Metazoa; Mollusca; Gastropoda; Architaenioglossa; Ampullariidae. The record is from RefSeq and is a predicted model, not a curated record.